Molecule: messenger RNA, 780 nt
Organism: Plasmodium reichenowi
Lineage: Eukaryota; Apicomplexa; Aconoidasida; Haemosporida; Plasmodiidae
Product: ribosomal protein S8e, putative
Exons: 1
Coding region: 1-780 (259 amino acids)
Biological process (GO): maturation of 5.8S rRNA; maturation of LSU-rRNA
Cellular component (GO): preribosome, large subunit precursor; nucleolus
Source: RefSeq, a predicted model, not a curated record
AUGCCGCAAAAUGAUUAUAUCGAAUUACACCGUAAGAGGUAUGGAUAUCGCUUUGACCAUUUUGAAAAGGAAAGAAAAAAAGAAGCUAGGAAAGUUCAUAAGGAUUCCUUGAAGGCUAAAAAAUUAAGAGGAAUAAAAGCUAAAAUAUAUAAUAAGAAGAAAUAUACAGAAAAAGUAAAUCUUAAGAAAACAUUAAAAUCACAUGAAUUGAAAGAUAUUAAGAGUACUGAAACAUUGAAGGAUGAUAACGGAUUACCUUCUUAUUUAUUAGAUCGUCAACAAACAAAACAUACUCAAAUAUUAACAAACCUUAUAAAACAAAAAAGAAAAAGUAAAUGUGGAAAAUGGCAACUACCCAUACCUAAAAUCCAAGCAUUAAAUGAAGCUGAAAUGUUAAGAGUUGUUAAAUCCGGAAAAAGAAGAAGAAAAACUUGGAAAAGAUUAAUAGAUAAAAUAUCUUUUGUGGGUAAUGAUUUCACAAGAAAAAAUCCGAAAUUCGAAAGAUAUAUACGUCCAAGUAGUUUAAGAUUCAAAAAAGCAAAUGUUUAUCAUAGUGAAUUGAAAUCAACAUUUUCUUUAGAUAUUAUUAGUGUUAAGGUAAAUCCACAAUCAAACCUUUAUACAAAUCUUGGUAUUAUAACCAAAGGUACUAUUAUAGAAGUUAAUGUAAGCGAACUAGGAUUAGUUACGCAAUCAGGAAAAGUUAUAUGGGCAAAAUUUGCGCAAGUUACAAAUAAUCCAGAAUUAGAUGGUUGUAUUAAUGCAACAUUAUUAGUAUAA